Molecule: messenger RNA, 948 nt
Organism: Echinops telfairi (small Madagascar hedgehog)
Lineage: Eukaryota; Metazoa; Chordata; Mammalia; Afrosoricida; Tenrecidae
Product: olfactory receptor 2A12-like
Exons: 1
Coding region: 1-948 (315 amino acids)
Biological process (GO): G protein-coupled receptor signaling pathway
Cellular component (GO): membrane
Molecular function (GO): G protein-coupled receptor activity; olfactory receptor activity
Source: RefSeq, a predicted model, not a curated record
AUGCAGGACUUCCUCUGGAGCAACCACAGCUUUCUGAAUGAGUUUAUUCUUCUAGGAUUCUCCAGCGACACACAAGUAAACAUUAUCCUCUUUAGUGCAUUCUUCUUCCUCUACCUCAUCACCCUUUUAGGCAAUGGACUCAUUAUCACUUUGAUACGUAUGGACUCUCGCCUCCACACACCCAUGUAUUUUUUCCUCACUGUCCUUUCCAUCCUGGACAUGGGAUAUGUCACCACCACAGUGCCUCAGAUGCUGGUGCAUAUGGUUUCCCAGAAAAAGACCAUCUCCUACAUUGGAUGUGUAGCCCAGAUGUACAUCUUCCUGAUGCUGGGCAUCACUGAGUCUUGGCUGUUUGCAAUCAUGGCUUAUGAUAGGUAUGUAGCCAUUUGCCAUCCUCUCAGAUAUAAGGUCAUUAUGAAUCCUUUGCUAUGUGGGUCAAUGGUGGCCUUCUGCGGAUUCUGGGGUAUCACUUGUGCCUUCAUAUACACAGUCACCGCUAUGAUUCUUCCCUAUUGUGGUCCCAACGAGAUAAACCACUUCUUCUGUGAAGUACCAGCUGUCUUAAAGCUGGCUUGUGCAGACACUUCUCUCAAUGACCAAGUAGACUUCAUCCUGGGCUUCAUCCUUCUGUUGGUCCCACUCUCCCUCAUCAUCAUUGUCUACAUCAACAUCUUUGCCGCCAUCAUGAGGAUCCGCUCAACCCAGGGGAGGAUCAAGGCCUUCUCCACCUGUGCCUCCCACAUCACUGUGGUCACCAUGUUCUCCAUACCAUGCAUGGUCAUGUACAUGAGACCUGGCUCCGAGGCCUCUCCAGAGGAUGACAAGAAGCUGGCUCUGUUCUACAACGUCAUCUCUGCCUUUCUCAACCCCAUCAUCUACAGCCUCCGGAACAAGGAUGUGAAGAGGGCCUUCCUCAAAGUGACAGGGUGGGGAAAAGUGACAGAAUGA